CCUGAACAUCACUAGGUAAGAUGAUGCAAGCCGGAGCAUCGAUGCCUCCCCUCCCGCGACUCCUUUCAACAGUGAGCCCGUGUCGCAGCCAAUGCACAGCCUGAAUCCGGCAUUGCAGCUGAGGACUUACUGUACCUCUAUUAGGUCAAUUGGAGUUCGCAUCGAUUUGAUAUUUGUGACAUUGGAUCCACCACCUUCAUCUUUGAUCAGAGGUACCGUCACCACUCAUCAUAACAGAAGCAUGAUUUCUGCCUGAUAAUCCGUCGUCUCCCAUUCUCCCCCCAACGUGUACUACUACUACCACUCCAUGACACCAGUCGCUGUCCUCGCCAUGGUCGAAAAUGGCAACUCUCCAGACGCGGCUCGCAAGCCGUUGCAUCCCUUUUUUGCUCCGAACCGACAGCCUGCUCCUCCAGCUCCGACACAAACCCCUUCCGUUCCCCAUCAACCAGACACGACCGAGGAUUCCCUAAUGUCCAUCGACGAACCCGUGGGGCCAAAAGUUGAACAUGACACCCUGGAGAAGGCAGCUGGGAGACGGAGCAAGCGCCGCAAGGUGUCCCCGGACCUAGAAGACGACCAGGACCACAAGAAACCAAAGACAAGGAAACGGACAAAACCCAAUGUCGGCCCGGGUAUCGCAACCCAUUUUAUCAGACUAGAAAAGACAAAGGAGGAUGCCGGACAAGAAGAGGAAGAAGAGGAUAUCACAACCACGCAACAAGAGGCAGAGCUACCACAACAAGGCACAAAUGAAAUAGAAGCGCCUGUCCAGCUCGAGGAUGCCAUACCGGCUCCCGCACAUGAUGUUACUGGCAUUAUACGGAAUCUGGUCGACGUCAAUAUACGAUCAUCCCCGCCGCCUACAGUUAUCCCUCCUGGCGCCAAUGUCGAGCCUCCAAAGCCGACAAAACUUCUCCGCCUCAAUCCCAAAACAGGAACGAUUGGGUCACCUCCCAAACCAAAGCAACCAGAGACAACCGAGGAGACACCGCCAACAAUAAAGAGGAGGGUACAGCCAUCACGCGUAAAGAAGCCAGAGUCCAAGGUUGUGACUAUCAAGUAUAGCUCCGAGUCGGAUGCCGAGGCACGCACGAGAGUGGGCGAGAAGAUUGAAGCCAUUCUCAAGGCCCCAAAACAACCGCAACGGACCAGCCAGCGAGCCAAGAAACCUCCAGCCUCCAAGCCCGCCAACCCAAAAUCUACACAUCCCUUCUUUUCGGGGAAAGCCAAGGGAUCCGCAGCUGCGCCCCCUGCUGCUGAACCCAAGAACGACAAGCCUACCACUAGCGAACCUUCGCAGAAGGUUUUCAUGUCUACACCAUGUUCGCCCAAGAAGCCGCGUGCUUCGGCCUUCACUGGACGAAUGCCCCAGUUCGGUUUCACUAAAAACGUGCCCCUAAAGUUCCCUGGCGCACAACGCCCAGCAUGGCCGUGGAAGGAUAUGGUACAUGUGCGCGGAGACCAUGAUGUACCUAUGGACCAAAACAUUCAGCUGCCUUUGCCGUCCCGCAAAUCCAAGGGCCAGUCAAUCCAGGUGGACCAGCAAGAGUCGAUCGUAAAUCUGAUUAGCACCUCAAUGGGAAUCGAGUCUGUAAAACAAGCUCUUCGCGACUUCAACACGGACGAUUUCAUGCCUGCACCUUCUGAGCUUCGACUUCCCACCAAGCACUUUGAGAGCGGGAGAAAACUACAGCAGCGCAUUCUGCCGGAGCUCAAGACAUUCAGGACAGCGCAAGCAUCUGGCCAACUAAAAGCCCCCCCUCAACUUGCCCGCCUAUACGACUCCCUAUCCUUCUCCCUGUCAGCCUUCGAUCAGUGCCAAUGCGAAACCAGCAACUGGACACAAAAGUACGGCCCUAUCCACGCCACCGAGGUCCUGCAGCCCGGCAACGAAGCCUUUCUUUUGCGAGACUGGCUUCGUGCGUUGAAGGUGCAAUCAGUAGAGACCGGCUCGAACGAUUCCGACAAACCGAAAAAAGCCAAGGCUGUUGGCCCUGGCAGGAAAAAGAGGCGAAAGAAGCUCGACGACUUUAUUGUCUCUAGCGACGACGAGCUCGAGCUAGACGAAGACUCGGACGACGGAGCCAACUGGGCACCUAGUGGUUUUCGGGGCAUCACAAGGAAAACCGUCGUCAAAUCCGGGGACUUGUCCAAGAAAGAUGCCUCCAAAAUCGCAAACACACUAGUCAUCAGCGGCCCUCACGGUUGCGGCAAAACAGCUGCCGUCUACGCAGUGGCUAAAGAACUAGACUUUGAGGUCUUCGAGAUCAACUCGAGCAGCCGAAGGAGCGGCAAGGAUGUGCUUGAAAAGAUUGGCGACAUGACCAGGAAUCACCUCGUCCAGCAGCACCAAUCCUCCUCCGACAAAGCUGGUGAUGAUCAAGAAGAUGCCACUGCAGAGGAGGUUAAAUCUGGCAAGCAGGCAACCAUGAAUGCUUUUUUCCGGCCCAAGACCACUGCAGCAAAACUAAAGCAGCCCACUAAGCCACCACCCACCAGCGAACCAAAAGAGGUCAAAAAAGACAGCGGAAAGGUCCAAAGACAAUCCCUUAUUCUCCUCGAAGAAGUUGACAUUCUCUACGAAGAAGACAAGCAAUUCUGGACCACCAUCGUCACCCUUAUCGCGCAAGCCAAACGACCCUUCAUCAUGACAUGCAACGACGAGACUCUACUCCCCCUCCAUACCCUCAGACUACACGGCAUCUUCCGGCUAAGUCCACCGCCUACAGAUCUUGCGGUUGAUCGCCUAUUGCUGGUAGCAGCUAACGAAGGUCACGCUCUCACACGACAAGCCGUCGCAUCUUUAUACGAGUCUCGCGGCCAUGACCUCCGCGCCGCGACCACGGAUCUGCAGUAUUGGUGCCAGAUAGGCGUCGGGGAUAGGAAGGGAGGCUUUGAUUGGUAUUAUCCGAGGUGGCCGAGAGGCUGUGAUCUUGACGAGAACGGGGAUGUGGUGAGGGUUGUUAGUCAGAGCACAUAUCUCAGGGGUAUGAACUGGCUCGGACGAGACCCUGUGAUCGGAAAGGCUACUGAUGGACGGUUAGUGGAGGAAGAGUUACUGGAGCAAACUUGGGAUUCGUGGGGCCUUGAUAUGGGGAGCUGGCAAGACUCUGUUGGGCUGGAACCAUGGGCGGAAGGGAUGCCUUCGUCUGGGGCUGGAAGGCUUGAGGCUCUUGAAGCGUUUGAGGAACUGGCUGAUGCCCUGAGCGCAGCGGAUCUCUGCUCUUCUCGGUCAUUUGGAACACUGAACGAGGAGCCACUAGACGCCACACUACCCGAGCCCCCAGCUAAAGCCCGCGACGACAACGUCCUCGGUCUAACGCCGCUCGAUUCUCCUCCUCUUACUCUCCACGACUCCCUCAAUACGGGUCUUCCAGCAACCAUCAAAUCGCUAUCUCGCUCCGUUUUACGGUCGCGGACCUCAUCACUCGUCCAACAUCCUAUAUCCACUGAUACCCUCCAGCCACUAAACGAAUCCUCUGCCCUCAACAUAAUCACCAAAUCCUUGACCAACCUCUCCCUAUCUUCUCCCGAGCAACCAACUAUCAACCGAAUCGACCUUGCCUUUGCCUUUGACCCUAUCGCCACUUCAGACUCCUUUGCAUCCACGACAUCCUACUUGGACCCCUCCGUCUUCGACCGCACCAUGGGCCUCAUAACACUGGACGUCGCCCCCUACGUGCGGAGCAUAGUCGCUUAUGAAUCGAAUCUGCAGAGGAGGAGGUUGAAGAUGAGUAGUUUGCUUAGCGUAAGCGAAGGUGCUGGCACGAGUAACGCGGACGGAGGCGGCGUGGGGCCAAAUGUGGCUUUGGGAACGGGGUUCAAUAACCCGGGAGGGGGGACGGGAACGAAAAGGAUGCGCACAACCCGAGCUGCACUAUCAGCGCUGGAAGGCGGGGAGAGGAGUGUGAAAAGGAAGGAGAGGUGGUUCAGAGGAGAAUUGAAUCCGUUCCUGGUGGAGAAGACGGGCGGGAGGGGCUGGACUGAUCUCACGCUCCAAUACUUGGCUGACUUCCAACACUCUGGAAACGCUGUUGCUGGGGGGGAGGAAGAGAUAAAGACGGCUGGUAGCGUUUCUGGCGCGUCGGAGGUGUCUGUUCCUUGGGAGGCUCAGCAGGUUAUGUCGGACGUUGCCCCCGUGCAAACGGGCGUUGUACAGACAGCUAAGCCCAAGAGGGGUAGGCCGAGGAAGAAUAUGGCGAGGGUUGUCGAGGUCGACGAGGCUGCUCAACCCGACGAGCUAGCGGAGCCAAUAGCAGGAGUAAAAGGUGGGGAGCAGGGAGUGGAUGAGUUGGCGGGUGAGGCUACGGAUGUGGCUACGGUUGCAGUUGCGGCUGACGACGGGGACGUUUCAAUGACCCAGUAGGAAAGGGGACGUCGACGUCGUAAUACGCGGCUGGCUGGAAAUCGGUAAUGGAGGUUGCUCCGACUAGGAAUCAAGCAACAUGACAUAAGAGGCCUCGGUGUCCAAACCCGUCCUACCUGUAGUCUCCAACCAGACUCGAAGAGUUUCCUGUGACAACCGUCAUAUGGAAGGAGGA
Molecule: messenger RNA, 4544 nt
Organism: Neurospora hispaniola
Lineage: Eukaryota; Fungi; Ascomycota; Sordariomycetes; Sordariales; Sordariaceae
Exons: 3
Coding region: 308-4369 (1353 amino acids)
Cellular component (GO): nucleus
Molecular function (GO): DNA binding; ATP binding; ATP hydrolysis activity
Source: RefSeq, a predicted model, not a curated record